Hemibagrus wyckioides is the source of this 1213-nucleotide messenger RNA. Its product is annotated as keratin, type I cytoskeletal 19-like. The record is from RefSeq and is a predicted model, not a curated record. The transcript has 8 exons. Lineage: Eukaryota; Metazoa; Chordata; Actinopteri; Siluriformes; Bagridae. Gene Ontology annotation, molecular function: structural molecule activity. Bases 62 to 1213 code for a protein of 383 amino acids.
AGACAUUUAGGCACUUUAUUUCCAGCUACUCUUCUCUAUACAUCUCUACCAGAACAUCAAGAUGUCUUUGAUGUCGAAGACACUUAGCGUGUGUGGGGAUGCCGUGGGCGAAGGAACCCGCAUUUCAUCUUCCAAGUCUGCGUUCUAUUAUGAAAUUUGCCAAUACAAACCUGCUGAUGACCUCACUUUUUACAGUUUAGGCAACAAUAAAAUCACCAUGCAGAAUUUAAACGAUCGCCUGGCAUUCAUUAUUAAGAAGGUGCAGUCUGUUAAGAGCAGCAGCGCUGAUUUACAAUGGAAGAUUAAUGAGUGGUCUACAAGCCGCAUUCUGGUGUCCCGUGAUUACUCUGCAUACUUGGCCACCAUUAAAAGUUUACAAGACCAGAUUCAGGACAUGUAUAAGUCCAAUAAGGAGAUUGCUCGAAAAAUUGAAAAUGCCAGUCUAGCUGCUGAGGAUUACCAAAACAUGUAUAACACAGAGCUGGGCUUCCGUAGGUCGGCGGAGAUUGACACUGCCUACAACAGAAGGCAGAUGGAUGAGAUUACUCUAUCCCGCUCAACUCUGGAGAUGGAGUAUGAAAACCUGAUGGAGGAACGUAUCCUUCUUCAGAAGACCCAUAAGGAGGAGAAAGCUCAGCUACAAGAACAGGCUGGACCCCACAUGAACAUUUCUGUUGAUGCAGCACCCUCUACAGACCUGUUUGAGACUUUGACAAAGAUUCGUGAACAUUAUGAAGAGUUGGUUGCCAAGAAUCGUAAAAGCUUGGAGGUCUGGUUCCAAAAAAAGAUUUCUGCUUUGGACAAGAAGUUUACUGAGGAGAAUGAUGACUUGAAGAAUGCGACUAUAGAAGUCAGAAUGUUGAAGACCAAGUUCCAUAAACUGCAGAUUGAUCAUGAGAGCCAAGAGAACUUGAGCUUGCUCCUUAAAGUCAGUCUACAAGAAUCUGAGACCCGCAAUGGAGUACAGCUCGCAAACUUCCAAAAAAUCAUCACCCAACUGGAUUCCGAGAUCAAGCUGAUUCAUACUAACAUAACCGCCAAAAAGAAAGAAUAUGAGACCUUGGAGUCUGAGAUCAAGCAGUACAAGUUACUGCUGGAGGAAUUGGGCAGUUACUUGCAAGUAUGCAAGAAGAUCGCAGUGGUAAAGGUGGUGGAAAGAAAAGAGUCCAUGACUACACAUGAACAGCAACAUAUCAUGAACACACCUUCAUAA